AUGUCUGCUCCCCAAAGCGAGUCCUUUGGCUUCCAGGCAGAGAUCAGCCAGCUGCUCGAUCUCAUCAUCAAUACCUUCUACAGUAACAAGGAGAUCUUCCUUCGUGAAAUCAUCUCCAACAGCUCUGAUGCGCUCGACAAGAUCCGCUAUGCGUCUUUGACUGACCCAGAAGUCCUUGAAACCGAGAAAGAGCUCUACAUCCGUAUCACUCCUAACAAGGAGGAGAAGACCCUCACCAUCCGUGAUACCGGUAUUGGUAUGACCAAGGCCGACUUGGCAUUCAUGGAGGCUAUGCAAGCUGGCGCCGACAUCUCCAUGAUUGGACAGUUUGGUGUCGGUUUCUACUCUUCGUACCUUGUGGCGGAGAGGGUUCAGGUUAUCACCAAGCACAACGAUGACGAACAAUACAUUUGGGAGUCGUCUGCUGGUGGAACCUUCACCAUUACCCCCGAUACAGUCAACGAGCCACUUGGUCGUGGUACCGCCCUCAAGUUGUUCUUGAAGGAGGACCAACUUGACUAUCUCGAGGAGAAGAGGAUCAAGGAUAUUGUCAAGAAGCACUCUGAAUUCAUCUCCUACCCUAUCCAGCUCGUUGUGACCAAGGAAGUUGAGAAGGAAGUUGACGAUGACGAAGAGAUGAAGGAGGAAGAGGGUGAGGAAAAGCCCAAGAUUGAGGAAGUUGAAGACGAGGAGACCAAGAAGGAGAAGAAGAAGAAGAAGGUCAAGCAGACCGAGACCGAGAACCAGGAGCUCAACAAGAUGAAGCCCCUCUGGACCCGCAACCCCCAGGACAUUACCUCUGAGGAAUACGCUUCCUUCUACAAGAGCCUGAGCAACGACUGGGAGGAGCAUCUCGCUGUCAAACACUUCUCUGUUGAGGGCCAGCUCGAGUUCAAGGCGAUCUUGUUCAUUCCUAAGCGUGCACCCUUCGACCUGUUCGAGACCAAGAAGAAGCGCAACAACAUCAAGCUCUAUGUUCGCCGUGUCUUCAUCAUGGACGAUUGCGAGGAUCUCAUUCCCGAGUACCUCAACUUCAUCAAGGGUAUCGUCGACUCUGAGGAUCUUCCUCUCAACAUUUCCCGUGAGACCCUCCAACAAAACAAGAUCCUCAAGGUCAUCCGCAAGAACGUCGUCAAGAAAUGCUUGGAUAUGAUUACCGAGAUCGCCGAGGAUAAAGAUAACUUCAAGAAGUUCCACGAGGCCUUUGGCAAGAACAUCAAGCUCGGCAUCCACGAAGAUUCCAACAACCGCUCCAAGCUCGCCGAGUUCCUCCGCUUCUACUCGACCAAGUCCCUUGAGGAGCAGAUUUCGCUCAAGGACUACAUUACUCGCAUGCCCGAGAUCCAGAAGUCUAUCUACUAUCUCACCGGCGAAUCGCUCUCGUCUGUCCGAGACUCUCCUUUCCUUGAAGUGCUCAAGAAGAAGGGCUUUGAGGUUCUCCUGCUCGUUGACCCCAUUGAUGAGUACGCUGUUACCCAACUCAAGGAGUUCGACGGCAAGAAGCUCGUCUGUGUCUCCAAGGAGGGACUCGAGCUUGAGGAGACCGAGGAGGAGAAGAACGAGCGCGAGAAGCUUGCCUCAAGCUUGGACGGCCUCUGCAAGGCCAUCAAGGAUUCUCUCGGAGAUAAGGUUGAGAAGGUUGUUGUCUCCAACCGUAUCACCGACUCCCCUUGCGUCUUGGUCACUGGUCAGUUCGGCUGGAGCAGUAACAUGGAACGUAUCAUGAAGGCCCAAGCUCUUCGUGACUCGUCUAUGUCGUCCUACAUGGCCUCGAAGAAGACCCUUGAACUCAACCCGACCAACGGCAUUAUCAAGGAGCUCGCUAAGAAGGUUGCUGAAGACAAGGCCGACAAGUCCGUCCGCGACUUGACCUUCCUCCUUUACGAGACCGCUCUGCUCACCUCCGGAUUUGUUCUUGAGGAACCCACGAGCUUCGCUAAGCGCAUCCACCGUAUGAUUUCCCUCGGUCUUGACGUGGAUGAGGACGAGGCUGCCCCCGCCGCUGCUUCUGGCAUCGAGGAAGCUCCGGCUGCAGAAGGCGCGAGCGCGAGUGCGAUGGAGGAGAUCGACUAA
Molecule: messenger RNA, 2073 nt
Organism: Rhizoctonia solani
Lineage: Eukaryota; Fungi; Basidiomycota; Agaricomycetes; Cantharellales; Ceratobasidiaceae
Product: heat shock protein HSP90 family protein
Exons: 9
Coding region: 1-2073 (690 amino acids)
Biological process (GO): protein stabilization; protein folding; cellular response to heat
Cellular component (GO): perinuclear region of cytoplasm; protein-containing complex; plasma membrane
Molecular function (GO): ATP hydrolysis activity; ATP-dependent protein folding chaperone; ATP binding
Source: RefSeq, a predicted model, not a curated record